AGACGAAGAAGAAUCGUUUAACGCUUCCGGGUCACUCUGCUCAUGCUGUAAACAUAAACAUGAGGUUAAAACUAUCGUGUGUACACUAAAGUUGACCGUCACUGCAGCCUCACAAACCAUCGUCACUGUUCCGUGUUUGUUCCGGAUCAUAUCCGACCUUUCGCCGCUCCUGCUCGGUCAUGUUGUUCCUCCGGACUGCGGCUCUCAGCUGCAGAGCUCUGACCGCUCUGCGCUGCCUGCCCUCCGGCUUCACACUCUCCAGAACCACCGCCUCAUACAUCCAGGGCCAGAGCCCGGAGCCCCGUAUCCGAGAGUACUUCUACUACAUCGACCACCAAGGACAGGUGAGUGCAGACACGGUCACAUGAUAAAACCUUCAGAAGUAUGAGUUAGUUUGAUAGUUUUCUGAUGUAACAUGUUGAUGAUGUGUGUUUGCAUUUCAGCUUUUUCUCGAUGACACCAAAGUCAAGAACUUUGUCACCUGUUUCAAAGGUAAAAAUGAACACACACUCAAGGUAUAAAGCCGUUUAUUUAAUAAGGUAGUGUGUUUUACCGAUGUUAACAUUGGAGGAAGAUGCUUUAACUGAUGAUUUCUGCAGGAUGUGUUGGUAUCUCAGUGAUGGUCUUCUGUGUUUGUAACUCUGUUGGGGUGUGUUUUUGAUAACCUUGUCAGGACAUCCACAUAAAAGAGAUUUGUAAUAUCAGUGAGGCUGUCCUGGUGACAUAAAAUGUAUAUAAAUACACGAACACAUAUCAGAUUAAGGUCACUAGUCUUCUUGGACAAUCGCAGCGUCUCAAAACAAGCUGAAGAGCAUGAACUUUCACCUCAAAAAGAGGGUGAAGCAGCUGGUCAACGUGGAUUUUAUUUAAAGUUACUAUGUGGUUUAGAUUAUUUUCAUCUUAAGUGGCUGAUUGAUAUUCAUGGUGUCAUGAGUGUUAAAGGGAUAUUCCGGCGUAAAACUAGUAAGGGUCAAACACGCCAUAACACAGAGUUAGACCCCCCCCUCCAGAGAUGAAUGUUGCUGACCACUUGCUUCUCUAGUUAUACCAACUUUAGUAACGACCGUAGGAUAGCAAAACACAGCGGUCUAAGGAGCCAAACAACAAACCUCAACCAAAACGCCACUCUAUAGCCACAAAUAAUGCUCAGAACAGCACCUAACUUCAUCAACAGGACAUAUAGGGUCCCAGCCAUAGUACUAGACACCAAACAUCUUUUUAACUUUGACUAAUUUCUUUAGCAAAGAGACUAAACAUAACUCACCUACUCUCUUCCAGCAGCUGUUUGUUUGUAGAGAGACCUCAGGCCAGUCCAUUACGGACUACAGCGGGGUGACACAGCUCAAGGAAGAAUAUUUAUGAUCAUUUCUUCAUGGAAAUACAAUCAGAUUGUUUGCAAAAUCAUUAAUAUGGUAAUUAUUACUUCAAGAAAAUAAAGAAAUGAUCAUGUUACUAAAGUUGGUAUAACUGGAGAAGCAAGCAGUCAGCAACAUUCAUCUCUGGAGGGGGUAUCUAACUAAAUUAAUUUUACGUCGGAAUAUUCCUUUACGGCUGUAGAGCUACAUAUUACAAACACGAUGAAGUUUCAGUGUAAAAGUGCUCCUAAUGAAUUAUAUGGUCAUUGACUGACUAACUAUGACAUACUAACUCUUGAUGGUCUGUGUUUUUUUCACUAGAUAAACAGUUCCUGGUCUUCUUCUUCAGUCGGCUGCGCUCAAACCAGAGUGGUCGAUACGAGGAGGACUUUCCCUUUUUGUCCCUGUGUGGGAGGGAGAGGAACUUCAUUCGCUGUGACGACCGUCCUGUGGUCUUCACACACCUGGUACACAGCGAAGACAAGGAGCUGCUGUCCUACUGCGGCGGGGCAGAUAAGCUGACUAUCCCGUUCCGCCCAGAGGCCCUAUACAUGCACCCUGUCACUGGACGUGUUUACCACCCCUGCUCAGAGAGGGGAGGGGGGGUCGGUCUAGUCAGGUCAGCUCUGGCCAUUGAACUCAGCCCGUUUUUUGUUUAUGAUUCAGAGCAGGGCCAAUCAGGAGAACCCACACAUUUUCUGUGGGGAGGACAAAAACACAAACUGAGCAAUGAGCUCGCAGGGUGCCUCCCCACUGUGGAGAGUGAGCAGGGGGAACUGGGGUAAAGAUGAAGCUGCUCAGAGGUGGAGAUUUGAUUUUGAGGUACCUGUAGCAGGACAGAUUACUGUUACAGUAUCACUACUGAAAUUUGAACCCUGUUUCAAUGAUCCAGAGAGUUUAAUCUCAUAGGUUUCUAAAUACUUUUAUCAAGAACUUUGGACGUGAUCCCAAUCUUGGUUCUGGAGUGUUGGAUAAAGAUGUUACCAUAGAUUAAAUGUAUGCAAUCGAGUACUAUGGUGGAAUAUCUUUCCCUCUUUACUUCCAGUUUAUAAUCUUUAAGUAUGAUAAAUUUCUCACCCUGGCACACCGAGCCAGAGCUAAGAUGCUGAAGUCUGAUACAACAAUGGAAAAAAUAAUUCAUCAAAUGUUACGGGAGUGGAGGUGUCAGUAUUGGAAACAAAAUACAUCAGGUGUUCCAGGCGUGGAGAUGUUGGAAUAUCACAUCAACUCAUAACUCAAAAUACAUAUUUAAAGGUGCAGUGUGUAGAAUUUAGCAGCUCUUAGCAGAACGGACCGAGUGGAAACGGAAGAUAACAUUCACAAGUUUGUUUAAAUAAGUGAUUAAAAAUGUAAUUUUUUAAACUAAGAGUGAACCGUUUUCAUUUACGUAUGUGUGGACUCCCUGUCACCGAGGUCAAAUCUUGAACUGCCAUGAUUCUGUAUUUAGUGAGCGUCUGUGCAAAAUGCAGAUGAAGAAGAAGAAGAGUGUGGUUGUGUGCAAAAGAAUUUAAAUGAUAUUUCUGAUGUAACUUGAUAAAUAGAGGAUCAGACUUGUGCAGCACAGAGGCUGCCUGUCCUCAGAAACCUCCUUUACUUCAUCUAGAAAUCUUCUUUUUUUGAAUAGCAGGUAUAAAAGAAUUAAAAGUGUGUUUAUGCAAAACUUGACAACACCAUGACAAGUAAUGCAGAAUAAAUGCACCUGAAAAUGUA
Molecule: messenger RNA, 3065 nt
Organism: Xyrichtys novacula (pearly razorfish)
Lineage: Eukaryota; Metazoa; Chordata; Actinopteri; Labriformes; Labridae
Source: the annotation of a GenBank genome assembly